AGCAGCUCAAACCACCCAAAGUGCCACAAUACCAGAACGUUCAAACAGGACACAGGCUAACAACAGUAGUGGGGGUACAGUAAUGUACCAGACCCCCCAGGGUGUUGUUUACGCCACCCCCACGACACAAGUGAACCAUAUACCAGACACCUUCAUUCUCAAUCUCCCUUCGGCACCAGUCAUAUCACAGCAACCAACCAACACAGAAACUACAAAUAGUGGUAGUAGUCAACAACAACAACCACAGUUCAUCAGCAUUCCUAUACCAGUGUCUAUAGGAACUGGGCCUGGGGUAGUCCAGUCUCCUGUGCUAGCAUCUCAAACAAGCAGAGAUGGAGGUGGCUCAAUGGAGGUACGAUCACCUAACAAACUGAGGAAAUGAUAAUAGUGUAUGCCUGGAUGAGAUCAUCAUUAUAUUCAGGCAAUUAAGUUAUUUAAGUGCAGAUGACGUGUUCUUAGUGCAAAUUAAGGAUUCUUAGCGCCGAUGAAGUAUAUUCUCAGUGCUGAUGAAGUAUUCUCAGUGCUGACGUAGUAUUCUCAGUGCUGAUGAACUUUCCUCAGUGCAGAUAAAGUUUUUUUAGUGCCGAUAAAGUGCACAGUAAAACAUACAGUAAAACCCCUAUAAAUGGAACACAUUUGGUACCACUAAAAGUGUUCUACCUGGGAGGU
Molecule: messenger RNA, 669 nt
Organism: Owenia fusiformis
Lineage: Eukaryota; Metazoa; Annelida; Polychaeta; Sabellida; Oweniidae
Source: the annotation of a GenBank genome assembly